Messenger RNA from Rotaria sp. Silwood1, 1653 nucleotides. NCBI's taxonomy places the organism in Eukaryota, Metazoa, Rotifera, Eurotatoria, Philodinida, Philodinidae. The record is from the annotation of a GenBank genome assembly.
AUGGUAUCAUCUUUUAUGCUUAGUAUUUGGUUUUUGACAUUGGUCCCAGUAUCAUAUGGUCUCAAUGUUUUGAUGAUUACUCUCGGUGCUGCAGGUCAUGUUAUUCCAAUGUUUGAAUUAGCAAAAUCAAUGAAAAACCAUAAUGUAACAUUUAUUACGGCUUUGCAUGCUCAAUCCUAUAUAAAUUUUGAAUCAUAUGCGAAAUUAUCUUCAUUUCGCAUCAUCUAUACGAAUGAUUCGACUGAUGCAUUUAUUAAUGAAAAGAAACGAGAAAAACAAGUAGUUGAAUAUUUUAUGAAUCAUUCUCUUUUAGAAAGUGUAGAUUAUAUGAUAUCAAGAAUAAGUCCAGUUAUUAAUACUUUAAUGACCAAAUCAGUCAAUUUAUUAAUGUCGGAACGCUACGAUGUGAUUAUUGGUACAUCAUUAACGAUUGGUACACAUCUUCUAUGUAAACAAGCAAAUGCAUCAUGUGUAAUAAUAAUUCUAGAAAAUCAAUUAAAUAGAUUUGAUGUUAAUCAACCUAUUAGCAACUCAUUACUAUCAUCAAAACAUUUAACCGAAUUGAAAUAUCGUAUUUAUAAUUUUGUUUUAACUUUACGUUUGACAAUCCCUCUUUUUAAAACAGUAUUUAAAAUGUACUACAGAAUUUUUCAUUCGUAUCCUCAAGUGCCUGGACCAUUUUACGAAGUAUUUACAUUAAGAAACAUAUUACGGACUAAAUCAAAUUGUUUGAAAUUAAUCAGUUUACCACCAACGCUCUAUCCGCCAUCAUCUUUAUAUCAUGAUACGAAAUAUCUUGGCGGAUUUGUGGAUAAUUCAUCAAUUGAAUAUGUUGAAAAUGAUCUUACAAGAUGGAUUAAAUCGAAACCUCCGAAGUCUAUUGUUUAUGUGGCUUUUGGUAGUAUUUCUGUACUUAGUCAAGUUCGAAUGAAGAAUUUAAUAUAUGGUCUAGCUGAAUUUCUUUUACAAAAAGAUUCGAUUUCCGCCUUAUUAGCAUUUCGUAAUACGAAUUAUGAAAAUUAUCAAAUUGUACUAAAUGAAAUGGAACAUGAUCAAUAUCGACAGGUAUUAAUGAAUGAUCAACGAGUAAAAGUCGAAAAUGGUUUUAUUCAACAAAAAUGGCUUUUACAACAAAAUUCAAUUAGUAUUUUUAUAAGUCAUUGUGGAAUGGGUUCAAUUGUAGAAGGACUUUACUUUGAAAAACUUAUCAUAUGUUUACCAUUAUGCACAGAUCAAUUUUCAAAUGCAAUUUCAAUCUAUCAUUCAGGAGUUGGAGAAUCAUUAUUUGUACCACCAUCUCUAUGGAAAUUAUUUUUAAAUCCACUUGAUUUUCAUGAUUAUGUAUUUUCAGCUAGUGAUGUUACAACAAAACUAUUAGCAAUAUGGAGAAAUACUUCAUAUGAACAAGCAGUUCGAAUGAUGUCACUCGAAAUAAAACAUGCUGGUGGUGUAAGAAAAGCAGUAGAAGAAAUUGAACAUUUUGUCAAUUUGAAUGGUAGUUUAGAUCGGUAUAAACCAUUUUACAAUACACUUCCAUUCUAUCAACGAUAUUUACUUGAUAUAAUAUUUGUUUGUAUUAUUUUACCUUCAGUGAUCAUAUAUUAUUUAUGUGUGAAAUAUUGUAACAGAAAUCGAAAAGCAAAAAAAGAUUAA